AUGACCUCACAAAGGUCCAGCCCCUCCCCCUUGGAUCCACCAACUCGUAGUCCCGCCCCCGGUGACCUCCACCUGGUGACGCCCAGAGCCACACCCCCUGGUGACCUCACAGUGACCCCCGGCCCCCACGGGGCCUGGUGCCCCCUCGGCCGGCCGGCCGCCCCCGGGUUUUCCUGGCGGCGGGGAGGGGGGAGGGAGGCGGGGGCCUGGAUGUUCGGGCAGACGGCGGUCCUGCUGUCGGUGGCUCUGUUCGCCCUGAUCGGCAGCUUACCCCGGCUCCUGGAGAAGGAGGUCUCCGAGUCCGAGUGUCCGGAGCCCGGCUUAGGCCCGGGGCCCUGCACCGUCCCUUUCCUGUCCCAGAACCCGCUCACCCUGCACUGCCCGGGGGCCCUGCAGCACGGGGACGACACGGUGUACUGGCAGUACCUGAACCUGAGCGCGGGCCCGGGCCCGGGGCUGGGGCUGGGGCUGGGCCAGGGGCCGGGCCCGGGGCCUGGGCGACACAGGAGGAGGCCUGGGGCUGGGGCUGGGCCUGGGCCUGGGCCUGGGGCUGGGCCUGGGCCGGGGCCGCGGGGAGCCGCAGGGCACACGGAGCUGGGGGAGCCCCGCACCUUCAUUGGUCCCCGGGGGGCUCGGGCUCGGCGGGGCCCUCUGUCAGAGCUGAGCAGCCGGGCUGUCCUGAGGGCUGGGGCCCUGCUGGUCGCUCAGGCCCGGCCUGGGGACUCGGGCCUUUAUGUGUGCAAGGCCGGAGCCACGAGGCUGGCCCAGUACCGGGUGGACGUGCAGGACGCCGAGCGGCUCCAUGUGUCUCACCGGGGCUUGGGCCAGGCCCCUCUCCGUAACCAGAGCGUCAGGCUGCAGCUGGAGGCCGGCCGAGGCCGCGGGGCUGGAGGCUGCCGCCUCAGGCUGUACACCCGCUGGGGACCCUGGCAGGAGUGUGACCGCUGUGGGGCCCCGGGGGAGAGGAAGAGGCUGGGUUUCUGCUGGGCCUCCCUGCAGGAGGAUGAGGAUGAGGAGGACGACAGGGACGAGGGGGAGGGUAGGGCUGAGGAGGAGCCCUGUGGCCUCAUGCAGCUCCGCCUGGGCCAGGUCCUGCCGCGCCGAGGCCCCGAGAUCCGCUACGAGAUCUGUCGGAGGGAGUGUGGCUCCUCCGGGGCUGAGGAGCUGGCUGCCCAGGCCCGGGAGCUGCUGGGCUCGGGGUACUUCCUGAAGCGGGACCAGGGCCUAGGUCUGGGUCAGGCCGGCAGAGGGGAUCUCCGGGUCCCGCCAACGUGGCUGCAGCCUCGCUCCCUGCUGCUGGAGACGCUGCUGCUGGAUGUAUACGAGGAGGUGAGGCUGCAGUGCCCAGGUGCCUCAGUCUACACGCCGGUAUCCUGGCAGCGGGACUCAGUACUGCUCACCCGCCUCGAGUUGCUCCGCUCAUCGUGCAACAGGAGCCAUCAGCUGGACCGGGAGACGGGCGGUGGUGUCUACACUAUCGCCGGAGUGCGGCGCUCCGACCAAGGGGUGUACCGGUGCUGGGUGAGAGGCCGCCGGGCUGCUGCCUUCCACCUCGAGCUGCCUGAGCCACCGUCGUCCUUCCACGAUGGCACCGGCAGCCGGCAACACCGGCUGCAGUCACGCCGCCUUCUUGGGGUCCUGCGGGCUGUCAUUGGCUCCUUUGCACUGGUAUUUGUGCUCAGCGCUCUGGCUGAGCUGCUGCAUUCGUGCUGGUGCGAGGUGCUGUGAGGACCCCCCAGGAGAUGGGAAGGGACAGGGGAACACACACUCCCCACCUCCUUGUCAUCUCACCACCCCUUCCACCUCCUCCCUCACCCCUGCAACACACCUUGACCAACCGAAUGACUGAAGAUAACACCCACUGAGCUGCACUGGAGAUAUCGAAUGGCACUGGGCAUGCUGCUGUUGAAAUGCACUGAAAAUACUGCUGCUGAAGUAUAUACCAGACAUCAAAUUGCGCUGGGCGUACUGCCACUGAAAUGCAUUGGAUGUGCUGCGAUCAAACUGCACUGGAGACAUGAAAUUGCACUGGACAUAUGCCACAAAAAUGGGUCGGAAAUGCUGCUGUCAGGCUGCAUUGGAGCUACUGACACUGAAAUGAACUUGAGACACGAGACCACUUCAAGAUGCCAGGCUGCAUUGGAAAUACUGCCAGUGAAGUGCAAUUAAGACAUGAAGCUGCACUGGACAUGCUGCCAUUGAAGUGCAUUGGAGACACCACGUGCAUUGGAGAUAGGAUGCAUUGCAGAUGCUGCCAUGAAAUGUAUUAGAGAGAGAGAGAGAGAGAGAACUGUAUUGUCCCCAAAUGGUGAUGGUGCUGUUGCUAUUGGAAUGUAUUCAUGACACUAAACUGCAUUGGAGAUACUAACACCUAAAUGCCUCCAAGAAAUGGGCUGUGUUAGAGAGAUCACCAUUUGAAAUACAUUGGAGCCACCUAUCUGUGCUGUGGAAGUAUUAGCAAUGAGCUGCAUUGGGGACAGGAAGGUGUAUUUAAGACACUGAAAAGCUGAGAAAUAUUUGGUUUUGAGCUGCAUUGAAGGCACUGAUCUACCUGGGAGAUACUGGUACUGAGCGGCAUUGAAGAUCGUGGCAUCGAGCUGCACUGAAGGCUGAACUGUAUUGGAGAUGCUUGGACUUAGCUGCACUGACACCAGAUAGAAUAAGCUGCAUUUGGGGGACCCAGCUGCAUCAGAGCCAUUGACAUUGAGUAAGACUGAGCUUUAUUGGGAGCAACCCUGGUUCACUUGCGUUAGAGGGAUGGUGAUUGAUGUACAUGGAAGAAUUUGAACUGUAUUGGAGAGGCACUGAGAUCACACUCCAUUAUAAACAUUGAUCUGGGAGACAGCGGGACUGACUAUAGUGGGAAGAUUCGGAACAAGCUCAGUUUGAGCUACCAGACUUGAACUGUAUUGUAUUAACUGGUUUCUACUGUGUGAUAUUGUUUGGUGCAGGUAGGAGUUUUUUCAGUCUGUAUUCUCUUUGAGAUCUUUACCAAACCACCUUGGAGUGAUUGAAUUGGAAUUGUCAGACCUGGUCUAACUGCCAACUGAUGCAGCAGGAGUGUGCUACCACAGUCACCUUGGGCCGGCUACAUGAAUGACAGCAGUGAUAUCCGAGUUACUUUGGUGAGCGAGAGAUGGAAAUAUGUUUGAGGUCCCUGGAUGUGCUCUACUGGGAGACUGAGUUGGAAUGAAUUUUUUCUUGAACAAUCAGGUAGAGCUUCACUGAUUUUUAUAUAAAAUAAAACAGGACCUGGCAGGGGAUCUCCACCAGCUAACUGGAUGGAGAGCCAUUACCAGCCUGUGGUAACUUUAUAAAAUUAAAAUAUCUAGUCCAUAUA
Messenger RNA from Chiloscyllium plagiosum (whitespotted bambooshark), 3340 nucleotides. RefSeq names its product protein FAM187B-like. NCBI's taxonomy places the organism in Eukaryota, Metazoa, Chordata, Chondrichthyes, Orectolobiformes, Hemiscylliidae. The record is from RefSeq and is a predicted model, not a curated record.